AUGUCGAAGGCUGCCAAGGACACCCAGCAAACGUCGCUGCUGGACAUCCUAAAGAAGAAGAUGCGCCAGGCUCGUGAGGAAGCAGACAAUGCCAAGGACGAAGCGGACGAGGCGAAGCGGUGUUUGGAGGAGGAAAAGAAGAAGCGCGAGGAAGCUGAGGCCGAGGUCGCUGCUCUUAACCGUCGCAUUCAGCUUCUUGAAGAAGAUCUAGAGCGAUCGGAGGAGCGGCUCAAGAUGGCAACGGAAAAGUUGGAGGAGGCAUCAAAGGCGGCCGACGAGAGCGAACGUGGUCGAAAAUCGAUGGAGACUCGUUCCAUGCAGGAUGAGGAAAGGGCGAACCAGUUGGAACAGCAGGUUACGCAAGCGAAACUUAUUUCCGAAGAAGCAGAUCGAAAAUACGAGGAGGUGGCUAGAAAGCUGGCAAUGGUUGAAGCUGAUUUGGAACGAGCCGAAGAAAGGGCGGAAGCAGGCGAAAACAAAAUUGUUGAACUGGAAGAAGAGCUACGCGUCGUGGGCAACAAUUUGAAAUCGCUGGAAGUUAGCGAAGAAAAGGCGUUGCAACGCGAAGACUCAUACGAAGAACAGAUUCGACUUCUGUCACAGAGGCUCAAAGAGGCUGAGAGUAGAGCCGAGUUUGCUGAGCGUUCGGUGCAGAAAUUACAGAAGGAAGUCGACAGGCUCGAAGAUGAACUGGUCGUUGAAAAGGAGCGCUGCCGUCACUUGACGGAAGAAAUUGAACAGACAGUGCAAGAAAUUCAGGCUAACUAG
Messenger RNA from Soboliphyme baturini, 768 nucleotides. The record is from the annotation of a GenBank genome assembly. NCBI's taxonomy places the organism in Eukaryota, Metazoa, Nematoda, Enoplea, Dioctophymatida, Soboliphymatidae.